This is a messenger RNA of Penicillium alfredii, 3021 nucleotides long. RefSeq lists its product as uncharacterized. NCBI's taxonomy places the organism in Eukaryota, Fungi, Ascomycota, Eurotiomycetes, Eurotiales, Aspergillaceae. The transcript has 2 exons. The record is from RefSeq and is a predicted model, not a curated record.
UUGCCCUUUUAUCGUGAUAUCAAGGUGUCCAGAAACCGAUGGGGUGGCUCGCGGAAUGCGACACCAGGCACUCGACGUCCGUUUCAGUUCGCAGCUUGUAUCAGUUCUCCCGGCUUCCCUGCCACCACCCUAAAUCCUGAGCGAGACGACGAUGAAAAGAAUUUCAAUUGUCAUGGAGUUUUGUCUGGAGACUCGUGUACAUCGUGGACGCAAGAGUUUAGGGACCAAUACCCGUUAAGAAACACGACAGAGCUUCCUCGAGCAGUUGAUGAGAACAAGCCAAGACCUACCCCGACAGAGUACCUCUCGAAGGCACUUCGAAAUACCGGACACCCUCUCGGAAAUAACGAUCAACUGACUCGAGUUGUUGAUCCAUCAUUUGUUAACUUGGAUCGACCUGCUUCGAAGCUCUUGCUUUCAAGACAGCAAGGUCCACGGUCAACAGCAGGUCGACCGGGGCGACUUUGCCUACAAACCAUUCUUGGGGAGUACCUACGACUUGUCGAUUCAUGUCUCUCGCACACAGGCAACACCAAUCACGCCGAUGGCUUGGAUAUUGCAUUGAAUGAAGUUUUCAGACCAGACAACUACAACUACUUGAAGAUACGGGGCUACGAGGUCGCAGACGUGGCAGCAUGGGCGUGGGUCUUGAAGAGCCAAAAUUCCCACCAAGCUACCUUGCGAUUGUUCAUGCUGGAGGCAGAUUACAGAGCCCAACAUGGCACCGACGCACCCGGUGUUCCUCCUUUUAUUCCACUUUUUCUCCUGAAGCAACAAAGACUGAGCGCGCACACAUUUCGACUGCUUCUCAUUUAUUCCCUCCAUCUCAUAAGCGGGAAGUCUCUACCAGCUGUCACAAGCCUUGUGGGAGGUGAUAGGAUUCGUAUAGACCCCAUCCCCGAGAACUUCCACCCGAAAAUUGACCCAACCACGGGUAUGACUUUUGUUGUUCGUUUGAUUCGUCAUGCCCGACUAGUGUGGCCUCGCGCACUCCUCACCAUUGCGCGCGCCUUUGCGCGUUUCUUGACGACCCCGAAUACGGACAAGUCUGCAACAGUUCUGAGGGCACAGCGAGCUGAUCGAUUCAGAACUGAGAAGUUCAACAGUUGCCUUUGGUUAUUGUCACUACCAACCAAUAUUGCACCAUUUCGUUCGACGUCGAUCCAGCAACAAGCUCAAUUUGAGCUCCUCCGAGCCAUGGCUGCCUAUCAACCGGUCCUCCCGGUUACGCGCAAAGGCUAUCGAGCGGUUGUGGCUAUUCAGCUAGCUCACAAGAAGACCGCUGAUGAGCGUCAAUCUGCCGAACUCAAGGCGCCGUCGUGGCCACCCUGGAAGGAAGCAAAACUGGGCAUUGAUGCUCAACGUGGCAAUGAGGGAAUGGUCAGUCGGGCUAUGCAUGUGCUUUCACAGAUGAGGGAGGCUGGCUACUCCCACCAGGUCUGGGAGGAGAUAUCUGCUAUCUUGGCAGGAUGGGACACAGAUCGCAGCCCGACAGUGCAGACGAGAACAUUGGUGCGUCGGCCGCAAUAUGUGUCUUUUGCACGCAGGCACGAUCCCAAUAAUUACACAAUUUGGGUUGCGCGGAUUCGCGCGACACGAACGGUGCGCGAGGCUUGGGCUUGCUUCUUGUCUUACCAAGACCACAACCUUCCGCCCAAGGGUGCCAUCUACGCUGCUAUGGCAGAGAAGUUGAUAUACCGCAGAAAGGCAAUUCAGAGCGGAUUUGACCGGACAAGUCAUGCUCUACCAGGCGACAGUCCUGAAGUUCAUCCCGAGCCAGCUUCUGCGCGCGAUUUGAUCUAUGUUCAUACGGAACCGCCGACAUUAGAGGAAUUUCUGGAGCAGAUGCUCUCAAAGGGGUUUCGGCCAUCUCGAAGGUUCCUAGCCUUGCUGUUCCAAUCAGCGCCGUCUCUUCAAGCGGGAUUGCAUUAUCUUCGAUGUAGUGACUUGACAGAAGACCAAGUCACACUUUUGUCGACGGUGUGGAGUCAACCACACGAAUACGAAACCCCGAAUAUCGCACCUUUGCUGGCGCUGCCCGAUUUUGUUUUUGCUUCGUUCAUCAGAUUCCUGUGCGUGCAUUCCGGACUUAGCGGAUCGACUGCCACGGCCAGAGAUACUCUCACAACCGAUCGCUUUCCAGUCAUCAUGGCUGACAGGGCACUGAACGGCCCCAAAACAACGCUGUUUGCCCUUGGUGAAGAAGAAUCAGGGACUCAGCACCCAAGAGCCCUCUGGCAUGCGAUUCAGUUGACCCGGUUGCGUCCAGCCUGCACUCCGGCCUGGACUCAUAUUCUCUCCGCCUUGACUCGUGAACGGCUCAGCAAACCAUAUCGGCAACGGAACCGAAGCUUCCAGCGCAUAAUCAUAUGGCACGAAAUUCUUCAAGUGUUAAGUUGGAUGAGAGAGCAUGAUGUGGAACUCGGCAUGGAGGGUUUUGUACCCUCUGCUGCGAUCAAGCACCCUGAAGCUGUCGCAGAGAGCGUUCGGAUUUUGCAAAGAGCGACUUCUCACAAUCCAGUGAUGAAGACCGACGGGGAUGAUCACUUCGACGCGAUGGUUCGGACGGCGCUUCACGUCCUGAAAGGCCAAUUCGAUCACCUGGUUCUCCCGGCCUCAAGAACUUCGGGGCUAGCGGAGCGAAGUAUUUUCACGGUGGACGAUGCGACCGAUUCAGCAAUCUGUGUACCCACCCUUCUUCAUGCCCCAUCACCUGCUAUGCUCCACGCAUUUGUUCGAGCUCUGGGAACUGUGGGAGACGAUGACGGACUUAUGCAUUUGUUGCACUGGAUGAGCCAGUCAGCUGCUCAGUUACAAGAAACCGCCGAAGAACAUUUGAACGGCGAAAGGCUGAUGCGACGGACCCUGGUGGCGAUCCGGGUGUUCCUGGAGCGACUGCAGCGACGCUCCGUCGAUGGCGCUCGGGUACCGUCGGGGUCCAUCCAGGAGGCAUACGACCUCGUCAGUCGGACCCCGUGGGAAUGGCCAAGCGAUGCAGAGGUGGAGGAGUACCAGCAAUGA